UAAGGGGGUUGACCAGAAUGCAUUUUCAAUAAUAUGACAAUAUGAAGCAAAGUCAAGACAAGACAACCUUCGGACAUGUAAACACAAAAUCAAAUUCAAAGAAAUAAAAAUGUUGUAAAGGGGUUUCAUCAAGCUACUUCUAGUCAUGCCGUACAUUAAAACAUCUCAAACCAAUCGGCUUUCAAAAACAUUUUUGGAUGCAAAGUCACAGAAAUGUGGACUGCGGUGCACGGUUUUCUCAGUCGAUGGAAAUGAAUACACAGGAGAGUGGCUGAACAACAAGAAGCAUGGGAAGGGAACUCAAGUGUGGAAGAAGUCUGGGGCCAUAUAUACUGGAGAAUGGAAAUUUGGAAAACGCGAUGGAUACGGUACCCUCAGUGUGCUGCUUCCUGAAACAAAGGAGUAUGAAAAGAAGUACUGUGGUGGAUGGGAAAAUGGAAAGAAACAUGGGUUCGGAACGCAAUUCUACACAAACUCUGCUGUUUAUGAGGGGUGGUGGCGUGAGGGCCAACGAACUGUCUGGGGAAGGAUGUGCUACGAGAGUGGAGACGUCUACGAGGGAGAGUGGAUGACGGAUAAGACUCACGGUCAGGGCACCAUCCGAUUUGCAAAUGGAAAUUGGUAUGAAGGCACAUGGCGGGAGGGCAAGAAGAACGGUAACGGAAAGUUCUACUAUUCUGACAAAGGCCAGAUUUUUGAGGGCUUUUGGGUGGAUGGAGCGGCAAGGUGCGGGACGCUGUCGGAUUUUGGGAGGAACGAAGCACCGUCUGCGACAAAGUAUCCCAUUCCACAGCUACAACUGAUGGAUAUGAAGUUGGUAUUGAGUGAAGCCAAGUCGGCCUACCUUGAGACGGUCAGCAGCGAGUUUCCACUCUGUGACAAACUCCCAAGGAAAUAAUAAAAGAGCAAAUGCUAUUGUAUU
This is a messenger RNA of Pungitius pungitius (ninespine stickleback), 922 nucleotides long. It is a transcript of the gene morn3, whose product is annotated as MORN repeat containing 3. The transcript has 6 exons. NCBI's taxonomy places the organism in Eukaryota, Metazoa, Chordata, Actinopteri, Perciformes, Gasterosteidae. Bases 146 to 898 code for a protein of 250 amino acids. The record is from RefSeq and is a predicted model, not a curated record.